CUAAAGCAAAAACCAAUCAAAUCCUUGCACCUCCAAAUCCCCUCGAGAUGGACAGCGCCGGAGGCAAGCUGAAGAAGGCGACGGUGGGGAGGAAGCUGGGCGGCCCGAAGAAGAAGCCGGUGUCACGGUCUGUGAAGGCUAGGCUCCAAUUCCCCGUCAGCCACAUCGAGCGCUACCUCAAGAAGGGCCGAUACGCGCAGCGCGUGGACACCGGCGCCCCCGUCUACCUCAUCGCCGUCCUCGAGUACCUUGCCGUCGAGGUCCUAGAGCUGGCGGGCAACGCCGCGCGCGACAACAAGAAGAACCGCAUCAUCCCGCGCCACAUGCUGCUGGCCAUCCAUAACGAUAAGGAACUCGGGCGGCUGCUGGCGGGGGUCACCAUCGCGCACGACGGGGUGCUGCCAAACAUCAACCCAGUGUUGCUCCCCAAGAAGGCCGCCGAGAAGGUGGACAAGGCUCCCAAGUGGCCCAAGAAGAUCGCCACCAAGUCCCUCAAGAAGUAGCAAUCGCUAAUAUGAUUAGUCAUGUGGUGGUGG
This is a messenger RNA of Phragmites australis (common reed), 536 nucleotides long. RefSeq names its product probable histone H2A.6. Gene Ontology annotation, molecular function: protein heterodimerization activity; structural constituent of chromatin; DNA binding. Bases 48 to 503 code for a protein of 151 amino acids. The record is from RefSeq and is a predicted model, not a curated record. The transcript has a single exon. Gene Ontology annotation, cellular component: nucleosome. NCBI's taxonomy places the organism in Eukaryota, Viridiplantae, Streptophyta, Magnoliopsida, Poales, Poaceae.